UCCGGCGUCGGGCCGCCUUCCCUGCCGCCUCCUUGGCGUGGAUGCUGCGGCUCGGCUCCGGGGUGAGGAAGCUGGGGACAGGACCCGGUGCUCGGGCUGCUGCCCGGCUCCCUCUGGGCACCGAGAUGCCUAAGAAAGCUGGUGCAACGAACAAGGGUAAAAGCCAGAGCAAGGAAGCAGAGAGACCAGUUCCUCCCUCAGGUCCUGUGGCAGUUGAUCCCAAAGGUUGCAUCACCAUAGCCAUCCAUGCCAAACCUGGUUCCAAACAAAAUGCUGUGACAGAUUUGACAGCCGAGGCUGUGAGUGUAGCUAUUGCAGCACCUCCGACAGAAGGAGAGGCUAACGCCGAGCUUUGUUGGUAUCUUUCCAAAGUCUUAGAACUCAGGAAGAGUGAUGUGGUUUUGGAUAAGGGUGGUAAAUCUCGUGAAAAAGUGGUGAAGCUUUUGGCCUCCACAACUCCGGAAGAGAUCUUGGAGAAACUGAAAAAGCAAGUUGAAAAAAAAUAAAAGCAAGAAAUGAAAAGUACACCCUUGAGAAACUUUUUUAUUGCU
This is a messenger RNA of Balaenoptera musculus (blue whale), 551 nucleotides long. It is a transcript of the gene C2H15orf40, whose product is annotated as chromosome 2 C15orf40 homolog. The transcript has 4 exons. The record is from RefSeq and is a predicted model, not a curated record. The coding region runs from base 42 to 506 and encodes 154 amino acids. NCBI's taxonomy places the organism in Eukaryota, Metazoa, Chordata, Mammalia, Artiodactyla, Balaenopteridae. Gene Ontology annotation, cellular component: cytoplasm.